Messenger RNA from Leptomonas pyrrhocoris, 1343 nucleotides. RefSeq lists its product as hypothetical. Bases 69 to 1343 code for a protein of 424 amino acids. The record is from RefSeq and is a predicted model, not a curated record. NCBI's taxonomy places the organism in Eukaryota, Euglenozoa, Kinetoplastea, Trypanosomatida, Trypanosomatidae. The transcript has a single exon.
GUUGUGCCAGUGCUGUACUUCCCUGACCGAAUACCAGUGACUUCAUCUUUUUGAAUCGAUCUGCCGUAAUGGAGGAGUCGGAGUUGCUGGCUGCGCAGCCGGCGGCACAGCAGCAACCACAACCGUCUGCCAUUAAUGUGAUGUGCGUUGACGUUCGGGAGCUGCUGCUGCGUGCGGCCGCAGAUACAGCGCGCGCCUCUAGUAUGCCAGCGCAACUGAAGACAAACGUACCGACGUCGUCUUCAGCGCGACUGCCCUCUGUAAAGCAACAGGGGCAGAUGAACUCUGCAUGUUCUGCAGAUACAGCGGCUGAAUCUGCUUUCUGGGUCCCAGGAAGUAGCGCGGACGGCGCUUGUUGUGGUCCGCCACCGCUCUCUCCGGCAGAUCCAACCAUCCUGCGCGCAAUUUUGGAGCGUCCACCGCCGAGUGCCACUGGUGCUGCUGGCGCCGGUGGUGAGGAAGCGGCAACGACGCAGCGAGGUGGAUGGCCCGUUCGGCUCCCUCCAGCAACAAAGGCGGCGCGCUCUCACGCAAUGCGAGGACAAAUGCUUUCUUCUUCCUCUUCAUAUCAGCGAGAGACGCCACAGCGAGUGUCUCGCAAUGCUGCGCAUCCACGCCAGAGCUGCACAAGUGUCUCUACCUUUUCUACACAAUCGCGUGAGAAGGCACACGCGGAGCCGGAGGAGGCGUAUCAAACGACCAGUGGAGUCACCCCGCCGUCUUUUGUUCCGCGCACCACAUUCAUGGAGGAGAGCGACAGAGCAGAGCUGUCACCGGUCGCACAGCAGGCGCUCAGCAACGUGCUCCGUCGACUACACACACACGCAGCUCAGGUACUAGGAGGCCGCCAGCGGACCGAUGAAGUGGCAAACAACAGCCGUAGGGAGACGACCAUCACGACGUACUCUGCGCCACCACCGCCGCCGGUUGUUUCACCAGAGCUGAAGAAGUGGUCGACGACUUCGAGUCAAAAAUCUGGAGGGCUCUUCCCCAACUCCACCCUCCUGCGGCAACAAAACAACGAGGCGCAUGCCAGUGGCUCUGCACCCCCGACAAUGGAUGAUUCGUAUCGGCGCAAUCCACCGCCUCCUCGGUCUGCUGCGCAGGACACGAGCAUCUCCUUCGGUGAGAUUCCUGUGCAGCAGACCUUGUCAACAUGUAACACGGGGGAAAAAUUACCAUCAGCCUUGCAACAACACAUUGGCGCACCAGCUGCCAUCGCGUUGUAUGGUGCAGCGAAGGAAGAAAGCGCGCCUCCACGUCGCACCGUACCGCCAGCUUUCCGUCGUCAGCUGCAAUACUCGGAGGCUGCACCGACAACACGUCGGCCGAAGCGCAAGUGA